Messenger RNA from Porites lobata, 1734 nucleotides. Lineage: Eukaryota; Metazoa; Cnidaria; Anthozoa; Scleractinia; Poritidae. The record is from the annotation of a GenBank genome assembly.
AUGAAAAUCUUCGUGUUUUCACCGGCAUUUAUUCACUUUUUGUUGGGUCUAGUAUCCUAUUUGGUCUUCAGCUUCACCUACAGAUGGCUAGGAACCUCAUCUUCUCAAAACAAGACGCUCAAUGUAACAGAAAGCCGGAAACUUGUUGUGAAAUCUUUGAGAGAAGGCUCAAGCCUGUUUUGCACGGGUCAUAACAAAUCAACCCGGAUUUGCAAGUUUCGUUAUUUGUGCUACCAUCCAAUUGAAGAUGAAUACUUGUUUUUUCAUGGACCUGAAACAAUUAUUCAUGGUGUCCCAAGUGACCGAUUUAACCCGGCUUUACUUGACAUGUCUUCAGUUGAAGACCACAAUACUCAAUAUUUCAACUAUGUGGACUAUCCUGUUUAUUCCGUUGACAACUUCCCUAAUGUCACGGUGAUCGACGAUUUUAGCUUGAUAUUUCAUAGGUUUAAUCCGGAAAAUAUCAUGCACGUUUUUCACGAUGAUCUUUUACCCUUGUAUCAUACGUUAAGACAGUUUUCACGGAAUAGUCUCUCUGUCGAUCUGGGAUUUACCCUUGUUAUGAUGGAUGGCCGGAAUGAAGGAACUCAUUUUGAUUUGUACAAACUAUUUACAAAGAAAACAUUGAUUUUGAAAAAAGAACUUCAGAAAGCAAAUCACCUGACAUGUUUUCGCCAUGGAGUUAUCGGCAUAUCAAAGUACACAACUUGGUAUCAGUAUGGUUUUAGGGAACCACAAGGGCAGUUGCCUCAUGUCUCCUUGACUGGGCGAUAUUUGCGACACUUUACUGGUUUUGUCAAAAGAAGGUUGGGAAUAGACAAUGUGGCAUCCAACUCCUCUGAUUCUUCAUAUAUUGUGUUAUGUUCAAGAGAACACAAUCGUUUGAUAACCAAUGAACUGGAUUUGUCAUUAGCGAUUGCCCAGCAGUUCAAUAAGCCGGUGAUUCGAGUAAGCAUGGCUACACAUUCUUUCAAGGAGCAGGUACAGAUUAUAAGUAAGGCCAGUGCUCUUAUUGGAAUGCAUGGCUCAAUGUUGAUUAUGGCUAUGUUUUUACCACCUGGUGCAAGUCUCAUUGAACUCUUCCCAUUUGGCAUCAAUCCCAAUCACUACAUGCCAUAUCGUACUAUGGUAGAAUUACCAGAUAUGAAUGUUAUCUAUGCCUCUUGGAGGAAUGAUAUUGAGGAGAAUACUGUUACCUAUCCUCAUGAGGCACCAGAAGUUGGAGGAAUUGACCAUCUUAGCUCGGAAGAACAGGAGGACAUUAUGAAUACAGAGGAGGUCCCACAACAUUUGUGUUGCAGUGAUCCUUACUGGCUUUUUAGAAUUUACCAAGAUACUAUUGUUGAUAUUCAAUCACUUCUGUCAGUUUUGGAAUCCACUAAAAAUAAGCAGAAACUGCUUACUACUAAAAAGGAGGUUGACCUUAACGGUAAACUAUAUCCAAGCAAGGUAAUUAACCUAACUUGCCAAAUCCCAUUUAAAGAGGCUAAGCCAGCUUUGUGGUUGUCAUGGAAACCACCCAUAAAUUUACCAUUUUUGGCCACUAAGGAUGUUAAGUAUGAAGUAUGGAUUCAAGAAGUAGGCACUGAAGGCUACAUUGCUUACAUACUUGAUAUGACAGAAUACUUGUUUGAAGAUCACCUUAAAAUGAACACACUCUACAAUAUAUGGGUUAGAUGUAUUGUCAAUGAAAUGCAAGGCCCUUUUGGGAAGGUUUUAGGAUGUAUGACAUGA